Messenger RNA from Exserohilum turcica Et28A, 1077 nucleotides. RefSeq lists its product as uncharacterized. The record is from RefSeq and is a predicted model, not a curated record. The coding region runs from base 372 to 668 and encodes 98 amino acids. NCBI's taxonomy places the organism in Eukaryota, Fungi, Ascomycota, Dothideomycetes, Pleosporales, Pleosporaceae. The transcript has a single exon.
CAAUGGAUCAGAUCAGCCUGGAGACGGUGGCCGUAAGUCGACCCAUCCAUGACCCUCUCGUGCCUUCUCCUUGCUGACAUAGCCGCUUGUAGGAAAACCAAUUCCUCAUUCGGAAAAAUGAAUGAAUGGAUGGCGGCGCCCACGCACCAAUCACCACGGCCCGCCGCCCGCCAUGCCCGCCCGCGCUCGCAGUCUCGCGUCUCAGCAGGCGAUUUGGGCCGGUUGCCUCCCACGGCCUGGCUGCGCGCGAAUUUGUGCAGAUUGCAGGCAGUCGGCCUCGCUCGCCCUGCCUGGGAUGCGCAGGUGGCGGCGGCGACGACGACGGCGGCGACAUGGACAUGGGACGUCGGGGCGCAGCGUCUGGGCACCCAAUGGGGAAAGUGCUGCUUGCUGAGGAGGGCCGGGCUGUGUCUGGUCCUCUGGUCGUCUGCGAAACAACAACCCACUCGACAACGCCCCAACGCCGCCAAACCCCGUCCUGCGCUGCUGCUGCUGCUGCUGCUGCUGCUUCCCUCGUCGUCGUGGCGGCGCGCACCGCUACUUAUUAUCCACGGGGCCAAAUCCCGCAGAGCGCCUCGAGUCUGCCGUGCAGACUGCGCGCCGUGGCUCAGCGAGUGCGGCUGUGCUGGCCACGGGCCCCGCCACUCGCAGCCAGCAGCCCGGCCUAGGCAACGAACCUUGGUUCGCCCACACCGGCUCCCACUCCACCAGACUGCCCGGUCGACUAAACCAGUCACCCUCGGUGUGACGGCCUUGCUAGCCCUCGACAAGCACCCUACCAGCCGGUGCAGCCUGGCCGUCGCCUUGUUCGUCAGGCUGGCCGCGGGCCAAUGAGGGCCCGUUGUCCUUCGCCCAGGGGCGCAGUCUCUGGUCCCUUUCGCCAGAAGCAUUGAAUCAUCGGGGCGGACAACCUCUGCUUCCUCUGCGUCACAGCCUGGAAGAAGGCAGUCAUUGCCUGUUCUUGGAGGAGGAAUAGCUGAGGCCUUGUAGCAGGCCUCAGGACUUGAGACAUUUAUAUACCCGUAGCAUGUCGCUCUAUAGACUUGGAUAUCACACAAUACAACCAUAGACUACAAU